This is a messenger RNA of Paraphaeosphaeria sporulosa, 1941 nucleotides long. RefSeq lists its product as uncharacterized. The record is from RefSeq and is a predicted model, not a curated record. The coding region runs from base 1 to 1941 and encodes 646 amino acids. The transcript has 3 exons. Lineage: Eukaryota; Fungi; Ascomycota; Dothideomycetes; Pleosporales; Didymosphaeriaceae.
AUGGCGAUGAGAGGACUAACGACGAUGCUCGGCCUGGCCUAUGGCCUUCUCAGCCUUGCUGGUGCGGCAGAUGUAUCUGUUCGCACCUACAAUGCGCCGGGACAUACAGAUGCGGAUACCCACCUUGCUAUCAGACGGGGACUCGCUGAGGCAAGGCAUCAGAGGAGAGAGGAUCUCAAGGGAAAUGUCACCUUCGACAGAAGCUGGGACGGAGCCGUCUUGCUGAAGUACGGUGCAUCUCAAUCUGUCGAGACCGGCAACGGCAACGCCUCCGCCUCGGUCUCCGCUGGUGUAGAAAUCACCUGCACAACCUGCUACGUGAAAGGCAUCGCAAGCGCUGGCCUCCACAUCGCUGACAAUUUCGACGCUGGCAAAGCCCUCAACAAGACCGUUGCUUCCGUCUUCACCACCGUUGACAACUUCACGCAAGAGGUAGAAGACUACUUCGAGGACUACUUCAAGGGCGUCGCGAGGAACCUUGACGACGGCGUCGACUGGCACGACUUCGCCUUCCCGCCGCUCAACUACAGCUUCGACAUGGAUAUCAAGCCCAUCGACGACGUGACCCUGAACUUCAUGUUCGACGACUUGGAGCUGUACCUCGAGCUCAACACCGUCCUGGGCGCCGGCGCGACAUACGAGCUCAACCUCUUCACGUCCAACACACCUAUCGGCAUCGGCGUAGGAAAGGACCUCACGCUCGGCGUAGUCUUCAAGGUCGACCUGCUGCUCUCCGUGCAGGGCGAGAUCGACAUCAGCAGCGGACUGCACAUCAAGCUGGACAACGGUGUCGGCAUCGACAUCGCGCUGUUCAGCGACGCAGUAUCCAAUGUCGUCUUCAACGGCGGGCAGUUCGAGUUCCUCCCCGUCACCAUCGAAAAAGCAGGCGUUGUCCUCUCAGCCAUCCUGCGCAUCGGCAUCCACUCGGGCAUCGAAGUUGCUGCCCCAGGAACCCCCGACGUCACCAUCUUCAACACCACUUUCGGGACCCCGGCAGUCAAGGGCGGCAUCGAAGUCGGCGUCUACGCCAACCUCGCAGAGUUCACGACCAACGUGACCGUCGCGCCGGACGACGCAGACUGUGAGAUCCACGUCCUGCAGGAGUAUCAAAUUGCCCUCGGCGCGGUCGCGGGCGCGAGCAUCGUCUUCGACACGGACACCUGGGGUCCUGUCGCGGCGACCAGCAUUCCCAUCUGGACGACCGCGCUGGCUGAAGUCUGCGCUCACAAGCCCACCCGCCCGGCCACUAUCACGGCAUCUCCCACGGCCACCUCCAAGCCCGCUCAGAAGCGCGCUGACGAGAACGCGUCCGAGACCGUCACAACAAAAACCAAAAUCACACACACCGGCGUCCAGUGCCAGACCAGCGUCAUAGGGAACUGCCCCAACAGCCUCCAACAGACCACGCAAACCGUCGAAACCCGCACUUUAACCACAGUGGUGCCCUCGGGCGCAGACGUCACCUGGCCGCCGACGCCCGGGGUCGCGGACAAAGUGACCAAGACGCAGGACUUUGGCGACAAGGCGCUGGCGUUCAGCAGCACGAGCGGGAGCCCCGUGUCGUACACGGCCCCACCGUCCCCUACCGCGUCUGCGACGGAUGGCAAGGGCGACGACGGCGCGUCCAAAGCGAGCGCGAUCGUGAACGGGAAGACGGGCGGUGUGUCCAACAAAGUCAUCAUCGGGGCCUCGGUUGGUGGCGGGCUGCUCGUCAUCGCUGCCAUCGUCGGCGCCGUCAUCUUCCUGCGUCGCAGACGCGCCUACAAGGCCGUCCCUGCGCCCGACUUUGCGCCGCCUACCUUCGUCGCGGAGCCGUAUGCGCGGGUGGGGAGUCGUGCUGGGGAAACUAGGCGCGGCGAUGGCACCUUUUCGACCUCCUACGUCACUCAAUCCCUUCCAUCACUGCCUCCACGCAUCGGCUCGACAUACUUGCAGACAUAG